AUGAAGCGAAUUCCCGAAAUUGUGGAAGAAGGAGACAAGCUCCCCGGUGGUGCGCGGCGUCCGCCUGGUGAGGCAGUUGAGGUAAGAGGCCAGUGUCAGCAGGGGAUCCUCGCCGCCGCAGGUGGGGGAGAGGAUGGUGAGAAGGAAGUUGCCAGUUUGCUGAGACGCAGGCAAAUCCUUCUCCCUGAAUCCCAUGUUGACACGGCUCUUGCAGCAGAUGUUGCAGCGGUCGAAGGGGUACGUCUUGAACUUGGAGUCCGAGGCGUCAGUCAGGAAGGCCUGGAGGGGGGAGUUGAAAGAUGA
Babesia ovata is the source of this 303-nucleotide messenger RNA. RefSeq lists its product as uncharacterized. The transcript has a single exon. The record is from RefSeq and is a predicted model, not a curated record. Lineage: Eukaryota; Apicomplexa; Aconoidasida; Piroplasmida; Babesiidae. Bases 1 to 303 code for a protein of 100 amino acids.